Pecten maximus is the source of this 1070-nucleotide messenger RNA. RefSeq names its product ATP synthase subunit d, mitochondrial-like. Gene Ontology annotation, biological process: proton motive force-driven ATP synthesis. Gene Ontology annotation, molecular function: proton transmembrane transporter activity. The record is from RefSeq and is a predicted model, not a curated record. The transcript has 6 exons. NCBI's taxonomy places the organism in Eukaryota, Metazoa, Mollusca, Bivalvia, Pectinida, Pectinidae. Bases 94 to 933 code for a protein of 279 amino acids.
GAGCCAGUUGAAUCGUUACAACCGGAUACAGUAAAGCGGUUCAGUCUUGACGAACAACCGGCUGUGCCCUUGAGAACGCCAUUACCGGAGACCAUGGCUAGUAAGAGACUGGCGAAGUCCGUUGUUAACUGGAAGGCAUUUGGCGAAAGGGUGUCUGAUGCCAACCUGCCAUAUUUCAAGAAAUUCAAGCUGUUGUCCGAUACGUACUCAGGAAAAGUUUCCCAGCUCCCAGAAACUUUACCCAAGAUAGAUUUCGCUCACUACAAGUCUCUUGGUGCUCCUGCUGCUGUUGUGGAUAGCUUGGAAAAGGCUUAUGGAUCUGCCAAGGUUGCCUACCCAGCUGACACUAACGAUAGUGUUAACAAAAUAGAAAAGAAGUUUCAGGAAGCGAAAAAGGAAAGGGAAGCAUAUGUUUCAGAGGAAAACAACAAUAUUAAACAGUUAACAGAUGUGGUAGAGGUCUGCAAGAAAGCAUUCCCACCAAAAGAUGAAUGGACCCUGCAGCUGUAUACAGCCUAUUUCCCAGACUGUAUUCCGAACCCUCAGGUCAGGCCAACAAUCUUCCCACAUACCAUGUUGAAUGAAGAUUUCUUCGGGGACGUUGCCCAUCAAAGCCAGGCUUAUUAUGACUUUGACCUUGCAUCUAUGCCUUUGUACCGGAUGCCCUAUAAAAGUAGCGUGCAGAAUGAGUAUGUCAAGUCCAGAGAACCGGAUUAUUUGGACACUUUCAGCUCGAUUGGAUACACAUCUCCAAAGGAAGAGGCUGACAGGUUAAAGGCAGAGUGGCCUGCACGCUUGAAUGAGUAUAAGACAACAGAGAAAACAACAAAUAAAAAGUUCUGGCAAGAACACGAAGAAGGAAAAGAAGCAUUUAGGGAGAUUGGUAGAACGGUGAAGUCAUUGAUGGGCAAAAAGAAAGACAAGAAGGCUUAAAACUGUGUAAAAAUUGGAAUUUAUGAAUGAAGAAUGACUUCAUACUCAGUGGAAAAGAAUUUGGACAUUCUGUAUUUGCAGUCACAGUAACAGUUUUUUGUAGUGACAAUUAUUAAAGUUUGUAAAAUUGAACUUAA